AUGACAAUCUCCAGAAAGACUAUUUUACUACUUUCCAUUACUAUUGCCCUCUGUAAGUUUUUAAUGUUAUUUUCUGAGAGCCAUUAAAAUCAUUCUUCACAGGGAUCUUUUACACAUUUCACCUGCUUCAUUCGAAGAAAGCUCUGGCAGAAGAAGAGAAAGCGACGCGGAAAGAAGUUGUCUUCAAAAACGUACACAAAACUUAUCGAUUAUUGAUUUCUCCCAACGAUUCGCAGUGUUCCAGGUUCGUUUUCACAAAACUUUUAAUUAAAAAGUCUGAGGGAACAUGGGAAAAAUGAAUAAAAGUUUCGGCGCGAAAAGCUUCAGCUUCAGCCAGUGUUAGUUUAAGCGAUAUUGAAAAUAAUAAAAGGUUGUUUGCAAUGAGAAAAAAAUCAUAUAGAAAGUUCCAUCAAUACUUUUUUUCCAAUUUUCAAGCUUAAAAAAACCAUUUUUCGAUGAAACUUUUAAUGAGACAGUUAACUUACACGUCGUUAAACGGAAAUUUAGUUUUUGAAAAAUCAAGUUUCUGCAAACGCCAGUAAGUCUUAAGACCUGACCUCAUUUGAGAAAUACGCCUAUUAAAUAAAAAAAAAUCGUAUUUUCUGUAAUUUUUCAUUAAUGCAUUAAUGUCGAAAAUAGCGGUUUUAUUUUUAUUUUAAUAUUUAAAAAUAGACAGUAUGGCCAAAAAUGGUCUUGUAUGGUCAGCGGAGACGGCGCAGGGCAAACCGGACUGGUCCCUGUAGGUCUGAACUGUAACCACUGAAUAUUCCAUUAACCCUUGAGGGACAUUUUGAAAUUUCUUAGAAGAAAAAAAAUGGAAAAAUAGAAAAAAUCGAUGAAAAACUGGUUUUCAAACAUCUUCUUUUUUCCAAGCUUCUGAGAUUCGUAAAAGUUAACUAAGAAAAAUUCAAAAUUGAAAAAAAUAUGGACUUUUCAUUUUCCUUGGAGCGUUUUCGUAAGGGUCUUUUUUCAUAUUUAAAUCUCUCAAAUUUUUUCUCAUUCAAACUCUCUUGUGAAUGGACUCAAAUUCAAUAUUUUUCAAUUAAGGAAUCCAAAAGUUUUGGUUGUUGUGUUAUCAACGGCGGACAGCUAUGAUAUGCGGCAGGCGAUUAGAAAAACUUAUGGAAAUCCGAAAAUCUCCAAAUCGGUUGCGGUGAGAUUCGAAAAUGAUCGUAUUUUUCUUGUAUUAACACUUUUUUUCUAGGAAGGCAAGGCUGUCAUUAAUUUUAUCAUGUCGCAACCGAAAUCUCACGGACUCAUGCGCAAUUUAUCGAGAGAGAAUUCGACCUAUAACGAUAUUAUUGUAACGGAUUUGCCAGAAGAUUAUAAUCUAUUGCAUUUGAAGGUCUUUAGCUCUUCAUGAAAUAAUUCCCACUGAAAUUGUUAAGGUUUACGCUCUGUUGGACUUUUACCGAGAAAACUGCCUUCAAGCCGAUUUUGUACUGAAAAUCGAUCACGACGUUGCAUUGGACGUCGACCGGAUGUUGUAUUUUAUAGAUAAAGACGCCAAAACCAAUAGUAUGUCGAUUAGUGGAAUCGUCUGGCACGAAUCGAUGGCUCGACGAGAUCCCACCGAUAAAUGGUUCGAUUGUAUAAUGUUUUGAAGACUUUUUCAAAAAUAUUUUUUUGAAUUUUUACAUGCUGAGAAUUUUUUCUACUUCAGACAAAAGCUAAAGCAAAAUGAGUUCUUCAUUGGUAUUUCGCGAGUUUCUAGGUAUAUUACCAAAGAAGAGUGGGCCGGAUUUUAUUAUCCACCUUACUGCGACGGACCUUUUUAUUUGAUUGGUCGAAGCGCCGCCCAGCGACUCUUGAUUCAUGCAAAAACUACACACGCUUUCCGAUUUGAGGUUUUUUUUGGUUCGAAAGGGAAAAAACUGUUUGAAUGAAAUUGUAGGACGUGCUGUUCACAGGAAUCAUAGCCCAAAAAGCCAAAGUGCACAGAAAUCAUUGGAUGCGACAUUUGGUGCACGCCGUCGUGGUAUAA
Messenger RNA from Caenorhabditis auriculariae, 1984 nucleotides. The record is from the annotation of a GenBank genome assembly. NCBI's taxonomy places the organism in Eukaryota, Metazoa, Nematoda, Chromadorea, Rhabditida, Rhabditidae.